This is a messenger RNA of Peniophora sp. CBMAI 1063, 1068 nucleotides long. Lineage: Eukaryota; Fungi; Basidiomycota; Agaricomycetes; Russulales; Peniophoraceae. The record is from the annotation of a GenBank genome assembly.
AUGGGGUGGUUUAGUGGCUGGUUCCAGAAGAGUGAAUCAGAGGACUAUGAGGUGGUCCUGGCCGCACUGAAGGCUGAUAUUGAGAAACGGCGCAUCCGUCUUUCGGAGCUCCGACUUCGCGAACGGCGAACAACUUUGGCCUCGACACUUUACGCUCUGGCUGGCUGGGGCUUGUACGUUAGUCUCUGGUAUAUGGAGGUCCUCCCUCGUCCAGGAUUCAGUACGGCAACGGAUCAGCUUCUACGCGGUGCACCUGUGUUUAUUGGACCCAUCUUGGUACUUCUUGUACGUCGUUUGGUGCAACUGUGGUAUAAACGCAAAGGCGAUGCGGAAGAGAAGGCGUUGCGUGAACUAUCCAAACAGCAACACACGAAAAUCGAGGAGAUCAAGAAGAAGACGAACUACUACCAGAUGCGAGAGAUGAUGGCCAAAUACGACGAAACGCCUGGUAGUGGCGCGCCAGCAUCCCCCGCACCGCGGCAGCCUCAGCAGCCUCAACCUCAACAACCACUCCCCGCGACACCCCAGCGGCGACCGAUACCCCAACAAGUACAACAGAGGCCCAUUCAAGGCUCGCCCAAUCCGUUGCUACUCCAGACACCUCUCCGCCCGGGCCUCCAAAGCCAGUUGAUGCCAUCACCUCCACAACCUCUUCCACCUCCGCGCAAGCAGUGGUAUGACAAGCUGGCAGACGCAAUCCUCGGCGACGACGAGACAGCUGCGGCCUCCCGCUAUGCGUUGAUCUGCCAGAAAUGCUUCACGCAUAACGGACUCGUGGAGGCUAGCAGAUACGAGGAGAUGCAGUACACAUGCCCGAAGUGCGGCCACUUCAAUCCCUCUCCCCGCACCUUGAAACAAGGCGGGUCCAAGUCGCCGGUUGGCAGAUCGCCUGUCGAGAGCAGUCCCGUAUCGCCCUCACCAAGUCCAUCUAUCAGCCAAGCCAAUGGGCCCCCCGUUGCUCGCGCAGCACGCGGUCCGUCUGGCUUGCGCAAAAGCACUUCCUCGACUCCGAUCCAGGAAGAGGGCGACAGCAGCCUGAUGGACGUCGACGGCGACGACUCACCGUGA